Beta vulgaris subsp. vulgaris (sugar beet) is the source of this 969-nucleotide messenger RNA. RefSeq lists its product as uncharacterized. The transcript is spliced from 3 exons. Lineage: Eukaryota; Viridiplantae; Streptophyta; Magnoliopsida; Caryophyllales; Amaranthaceae. The record is from RefSeq and is a predicted model, not a curated record. The coding region runs from base 251 to 580 and encodes 109 amino acids.
AGCCCUCAGUGGCAGGUAAUAUAGGCUAUGAAACCUGCUAGGGUGGUGUUCAUCUAGAGGCCUGUCUCUAGCAUGACUGCAUUUGGUAUGUUUUUGGUGCAAUAAUAUCUUAUCUUGCCUAUCAAAAAAAGAAAGUGGCUCCUCUUCUGGAAGUGAAUUUUCCAAGAGUACCAUAGAAGAGGGUAGAGCGGAGUCUAUCAACAUUACUGUGAAGGGUGGUGGAGUUGACGACCUUGGGGCGGUGUAUGAUAUGUGUGUAACUAAAAAAUUUAGUUACGAGUACGUAGAUUACGCACGGAGAGCGGGGGUGGAGUUGGGGGAUUUGUGGUUGGAGUAUUGGACAAAGUACUUAAGCCCCAAUGACACACCGUUAAAGUGCAAAAUGCACGGAAAUGACGUGGUCCUCGCAUAUUUAAAGGCUAGAUUCAAGCUAUGGCCAGUGCACAUUGAACCAAUUGCUUCUGAUGAACUUCUUGGUCUUCUUCUCCAAGAGGAACAUCGAAUUCAUGAAGAUGUCAAGUUUAUAGAAGCCACUGCCAACAUGAUAUGCGAUAAAUCUGGUCAUUCAGCGCCAGACUGAUACAAACGUGAUAAUAAAGAGCGUUAUCCAGCGAGCCGUCAACAACGCUCAGUCAAUCUAGCGUCUACUACACCAAGUGACCUCGUUGAUCCAGCAUGGUAUUUCGACUCUAGAGCUACAAAUCAUGCAAUCACUGAUUUGAACAAGCUUUAUGUAGCCUUUACUUAUGAUGGUGAGGAUGCACUGCAGUUGGAAUUGGUAAGUUGAUCACAUUUAAUAACCAAUACCAAUCCUUUACAACUGAGUGAAGGUCUUCGUGCACCCAAUAUCACCAAAAAUUUGCUAUGUAUUUAUAAAAUAACAAAAGAAUGUGAUGUUAUACGAAUUUUAUCCUACUCUUUGUGUUGUAAAGUCAUGCAUGACAAAAACUAAAAAGUUGCUGGCUAAGC